GGGAAAGUUGCUUUUUUUCAAACCGGUUGUUUUUUAAAGGGUUUUCUCGCCGUCAGAUCCAUCUUGUAUUCCCCCUUUUAAAAUCGUAAUGCAUUGUACUGUGUUUGUUUAUUUGUUUGUUUGAUUAUUUGUUUGUUUAUUUACUAACAGAUUACAAAAUACAGUUUAUAACACCUACCUUGUAGCCUAUAAUGAUAUUAUUAUCAAAUUGCCCCAGAAAUAAAGAUACGUCGCACUGAACGUUAAGCUGAUAAAACAGUUUCUAAACCAAGACUUAGUUUUCAGAAAAACAUUACAAACUCCCUCACCCUGGAACCAGGAACUGUGUAGCAGCAUGGGACUUUUCCAAGAGUUCAGCGAGUCCACCAGCAUGCAUGGCCUUCAGCGUGCCGUGUCCAGUGAGAGCAAAUGGAAGCGUGCCUUGUGGGCAGCGCUAGUCCUGGCAGGGGCGUGUCUAGCUACAUUCAACCUUAGCCAGACGCUAAAGGACUUUCUCCACAACCCAACGACCACGGAGACCACCGUAGAUUAUAAAUCCAAGAUGGAGUUUCCAGUGAUCACCAUAUGCAACCUCAACCCUCUUCGGUUGUCUAUAUACAAUAAGACAGAACCCGAAUUCAUUGAGCACCUCCAUAGCGACUCUGUGAGUUAAAUGCAAAAUGAUAUUAAGACAUAAAAGUAAUACAGUUCAUUCUUUUA
Messenger RNA from Aplysia californica (California sea hare), 699 nucleotides. Its product is annotated as acid-sensing ion channel 5-like. The record is from RefSeq and is a predicted model, not a curated record. Bases 335 to 652 code for a protein of 105 amino acids. Gene Ontology annotation, cellular component: membrane. Gene Ontology annotation, molecular function: ligand-gated sodium channel activity. Lineage: Eukaryota; Metazoa; Mollusca; Gastropoda; Aplysiida; Aplysiidae. Gene Ontology annotation, biological process: sodium ion transmembrane transport. The transcript has a single exon.